AUGAAUGUAACAAAACAAUUGAGUAAUUGGAUAAUAAAUGUAAAUAUUUAUCUAAAAAAUAAAUACUUUACUAAAGGAAAUAAAAAUAUAACUCAAGAUGAUAAAGAUGAUCUUAUCAAAUAUAAUGUUUUAAUUCUUGAAAAUUUUCCUGAUUUAAAAGGAAAUACUAAAUUAUAUGGAAUUAUUAAUGAUUUAAAUACUAGUAAAACAG
Cetraspora pellucida is the source of this 211-nucleotide messenger RNA. NCBI's taxonomy places the organism in Eukaryota, Fungi, Glomeromycota, Glomeromycetes, Diversisporales, Gigasporaceae. The record is from the annotation of a GenBank genome assembly.